AUGGCCUCACAAAAGCAGACAUCAACCAUUACCACCCAAGAUGCGUCCAACAUCGCUCUGCAAGAGGAAAAGCCACACAUGAAAACGAUCACUGCCAACAAAGCCGAUGAGACUUUGAGAAUCGUCGAAGAGUAUGGCAGUGAAACAGCAGCACCGACACCCCAGGAGUUGAAAAAACUGACAAGGAAAUUAUAUUUCCGUCUGAUUCUGCUGUUAAUUGUCAUUGACUUGAUGCUUUUUAUCGACAAAGCAACCUUGGGUCAGGCUGUGCUUCUGGGUAUUAUGGAGGAUACCAAUCUCACCAAUGCCUCAUACAAUAACCUGAACACAAUCUUCUACACAGGAUAUAUUGUCGGGCAGGCACCGGGACAAUUCUUAAUUCAGCGCUUCCCCUUAAGCAAAUACGUCAGCAUAUCAAUCUUCCUAUGGGCAGUGAUUGUAUUUUGCCACUCAGCUGCAACGAACUACGCAGGCCUUAUUCCUCUUCGCUUUUUCUUGGGAUUCGUCGAGUCCGCCUUGGUGCCUGCAAUGGAAACCACCAUGGGCAUGUUCUUCACUCCACACGAGCUACACCAUAUUCAACCCAUAUUCUGGAUAUCGUGUGUGGGCUCCAGCGUUCCGGCAGGACUGCUUUCCUACGCUCUGCUUUUCAGCAAGUCCACCGUGAGCCCAUGGAAACUCUUCAUGAUCGCCACAGGAGGCCUGACUUUACUUCUCUCCAUUCUAUCAUGGUUCUGCUAUCCUGACAAUCCGGGAAAAGCUCGAUUCUUGACAAACAAGGAAAAAGUCCAAGUCAUCCAGCGAGUCCACGAGGCUACCAGAAGUUCCAUUGAGCAGAAAACCUUCAAGAAACAUCAUUUCUACGAAGCAUUGUCCGACCCUAUCACCUGGCUCUUCGCUUUGGUCUCAUUCUGCCUCAAUCUUGCCAAUAACCUUGCUUUCCAGAUGAGCAUCCUGCUACUUAGUUUGGGGGUUGGAAAUCUCGGAUCUACCCUCAUCACAGUUGCGUCCGGUGGCUUCGCGGUUAGUGUCGCAAUCGUAGCCUCUCUUCUUCUCCGCUUCUUCCCAGGCUACAGUGCCUGGUGGGCAACCCUCUGGGUUCUUCCUGCUAUUGCAGGAAGUAUUGGUAUGGUUGCAUUGGCCUGGGAUAAGACCAUUCCUUUGCUCGCCUGUCUUCUGCUUGGAGUCACAACCUGGGGUAUGACCUAUAUCAUCUCUUUCGUUUGGGCGUCAUCGAGCUCUGCGGGUUAUACGAAGAAAUUGACGCGCAAUGCUCUGUUUAUGAUGGGUUACGGCAUUUCCAACAUCAUUUCUCCGCAACUCUGGAAGUCUGGAGGUCCACGCUACUACGGCACUUGGAUUGCUCAGACCGUCGUUAGCUUUGUGUUGACACCGUGCUUCCUCCUUAUUAUAAGAUUUAUCCUAGUGAGAAGGAACAAGGAGCGACGAGUGUGGAUUGAGGAACAGGCCGCGUUGGGAAACUUUGGAGAGGGAUACGUUGAGGAAAUCGAUGCGGAUGGAAAUGUGGUCAAAACGAAGGUUGAUAUCUCGGUCCUUGACCUCAGUGACCUUGAGAACAAGUUCUUCAUCUACCCACUCUAG
Penicillium crustosum is the source of this 1602-nucleotide messenger RNA. RefSeq lists its product as uncharacterized. The coding region runs from base 1 to 1602 and encodes 533 amino acids. Gene Ontology annotation, cellular component: membrane. The transcript is spliced from 3 exons. Lineage: Eukaryota; Fungi; Ascomycota; Eurotiomycetes; Eurotiales; Aspergillaceae. The record is from RefSeq and is a predicted model, not a curated record. Gene Ontology annotation, biological process: L-cysteine transport; transmembrane transport. Gene Ontology annotation, molecular function: L-cysteine transmembrane transporter activity.